AUGUUCAUUGGCAUUACAGGCACAAAAUGUAGUGGCAAACAUGCCAUUGCAGAGUACCUUGUAAAAUAUUGUCAUUUUACAUUUUUAUCUCUCAAAAAGAACAAUGAUCAGAAUCACGAAUUGUAUUCCAAUUGUCUUAUGUUUGACACAUUAGAUCAAAUGCAAAUCUAUGUCACCGAGCGAUGGAGAGAGGAUUUCGUAACUUGUGAUAUUGAUGGGCAUGGUCUCUGGAUUCUCAAGAAAAGACCAUUCUUUUUACUUGUGUCUGUUGAGGCACCCGUGUUUGUGCGUUACAAGAGAUAUCUUAAAAAAUCGACAGCUCCCUUGUCAUUGGAGGAUUUUGUACUUCAAGACGAUCAUAGCCUGUUCCAAAAGAUGUCUUCGCCAGCCUCAAAAGAAAUCGUACCUCUGAAUAUAUUAAUUUCUCACGCAGAUGUCACAGUGACAAAUGCCUUCCAAACUUUGGAUGAACUCCAUAUUACAGUCAAGAGUCUUCAGCUGAUGAAUAUUGAACGAUUAAGACCAUCGUGGGAUACUUACUUUAUGCACCUGUCCGAUCUUGCGUCCAGACGAUCAAAUUGUAUGAAGCGACGAGUGGGAUGUAUAUUGGUUAAACACUCUCGAGUCAUUGCUACAGGCUAUAAUGGAACACCACGUGGAUUAAGAAAUUGCAACGAAGGAGGAUGUGACAGGUGUAAUGAAGCAGCACCGUGUGGAACAGGAUUAGAUCGAUGUCUGUGUAUGCAUGCAGAAGAGAAUGCUCUUUUAGAGGCAGGACGAGUAAGAGUGGAUGACUGUGAAGGCACAGUUUUAUAUACCAAUACUUGCCCUUGUCUAGGAUGUGCAAUUAAGAUUGUCCAGCAGGGUAUCAAAGAAGUUGUUUACUCCAAAUCAUAUGGAAUGGACCACAUGACAGCCAAGAUCUUUAAAGAAGCCAAUGUAAAGCUUAGACAGCAUAGCCCACCGCCAAUACGUCUGGAAAUCCAAGCUGAUAUCAGUGCUAUCGAUGGAUCCAUUCAGGGCCAGUUGGGAUGGUCGACCAAUUAAGCUCACAUUCGGUGAUAAUUUGUCCUAUGACAUCAAUGUAUACAUAUAUAUAUAAUGUUUAAGUAUCAUGCUAAUAAUAAUAAUAAUAAUAAUAAUAAUAAUAAUAAGAUUAUUAAAGAAGAUUUGUG
Phycomyces blakesleeanus NRRL 1555(-) is the source of this 1175-nucleotide messenger RNA. RefSeq lists its product as hypothetical. The record is from RefSeq and is a predicted model, not a curated record. Lineage: Eukaryota; Fungi; Mucoromycota; Mucoromycetes; Mucorales; Phycomycetaceae. The transcript is spliced from 5 exons. The coding region runs from base 1 to 1047 and encodes 348 amino acids. Gene Ontology annotation, molecular function: zinc ion binding; hydrolase activity.